This is a messenger RNA of Scaptodrosophila lebanonensis, 561 nucleotides long. RefSeq lists its product as uncharacterized. The transcript has a single exon. NCBI's taxonomy places the organism in Eukaryota, Metazoa, Arthropoda, Insecta, Diptera, Drosophilidae. The record is from RefSeq and is a predicted model, not a curated record. Bases 211 to 471 code for a protein of 86 amino acids.
AUGACUGACUGAUGGCCUACUGCUAGUUAACUGAGAAAAGACAUUUUUCAAUCGGUACAUUCGAACUCUGUUUUAUCAGGUUUGCAAUGGCCUUAGAGUCAUUUUAUUAUGUAUUCAUACUUUGGCCACACAAUAGAAAAUUAAAUUGAACUCGGUUUUUCACAAAAUUUUCCGCCACAGCUUUGCCAUUCGGGAAACAAGGUGGACAUCAUGUGCGAUGAAGGACCUUCCCGUUGCGGAUGUGAGCCAGAGCCUAAGCCGCAGCUUUGUGUCUGCAAGCCCUCUCUCUUCUCUAGGGUCAACUGCGUGCCCUGCAAUCGACUCUUUUUCUUUUUGGUUGGUGCCGGCAUAGCCAUUUACUAUGACAAGGUACAACGAGAAGCCGAGAAGUUGGCUGAAGAAGCCAAACAGGAAGCUGGCAAAAAAGGCAAGCGCAAGAAUAAGAACAAGAACAAGGACAAAAAGAAAUAAAGUUGAGAAGUCCUAUCCACCAAUGUUUAACGAAAAACCUAGCUCAUAAAACCAUCAUCAGUUGCAAUAAAUUAAACAUAUUCUUUGGAA